Messenger RNA from Penicillium longicatenatum, 478 nucleotides. Its product is annotated as 40S ribosomal protein eS28. The record is from RefSeq and is a predicted model, not a curated record. Gene Ontology annotation, biological process: ribosomal small subunit assembly; maturation of SSU-rRNA; translation. The coding region runs from base 93 to 299 and encodes 68 amino acids. Gene Ontology annotation, molecular function: structural constituent of ribosome. Lineage: Eukaryota; Fungi; Ascomycota; Eurotiomycetes; Eurotiales; Aspergillaceae. The transcript has 3 exons. Gene Ontology annotation, cellular component: ribosome; cytosolic small ribosomal subunit.
CACACAAGGCAAUUUCAUCUUCACAUCCGCCUCUUCUCACAGUCCACCCAAACUCUCACCACCCUCGUCCGAGCUCACCCUCAUCCUUCAAGAUGGAUUCCAGCAAGCAGCCCGUCAAGCUCGUCAAGGUGACCCGUGUCCUCGGUCGCACCGGUUCCCGUGGUGGUGUCACCCAGGUCCGCGUCGAGUUCAUGGACGACACUUCCCGCUCCAUCAUCCGUAACGUGAAGGGCCCAGUCAAGGUUGACGACAUCCUCUGCUUGCUCGAGUCCGAGCGCGAGGCCCGCCGUCUCCGUUAAAAAAAUCCCCAAAACAACAUUUCACUCGCGCUAUGUCUUUCGUCUCUCUUCGUCUCUCGCAUAUCCCUCACGUCCGGUUUUCUUUGAUCGUUCUUCGGCCAAAACUGUGUCCUCGCUUUUCUUUUUCGCCGAUCCUCUGACUCCCCCCGACUCCUCAACCUCAACCGCCGCGUCGCCCA